Solenopsis invicta (red fire ant) is the source of this 3531-nucleotide messenger RNA. RefSeq names its product glutamate receptor ionotropic, kainate 2. The record is from RefSeq and is a predicted model, not a curated record. Gene Ontology annotation, molecular function: glutamate-gated receptor activity; transmitter-gated monoatomic ion channel activity involved in regulation of postsynaptic membrane potential. The transcript has 17 exons. Gene Ontology annotation, biological process: synaptic transmission, glutamatergic; monoatomic ion transport; modulation of chemical synaptic transmission. The coding region runs from base 437 to 3139 and encodes 900 amino acids. Gene Ontology annotation, cellular component: postsynaptic membrane; plasma membrane. NCBI's taxonomy places the organism in Eukaryota, Metazoa, Arthropoda, Insecta, Hymenoptera, Formicidae.
GGGAGUUUAGAGCAUGCGCUGCCGGGAUGAGUCGCACGAGAAGUGCCGUUCGGAUUUAGAGUCGCGUGUCGCGCGAGUUUCGUUCGGUAAAGCACGCGUCUAAAAAGUUCCGUGCCAAGUGGAACGAGUCGCAACAUCACACACUUUCUUUUAGUCGAAUCCCGAUACGUGCUUCAAUUGGUACAUAAACCUCACGUGUAACGCCGAACCGCGCUUUCCUCGAAAAUCCCAUCUACCGUCCCUAGAAUAUUCAAGCAGUUAUUGAGUCUCAAACGAUCAAAGUAAAACGAGUUCGAAGAGAAGUCUGGGAAAUUGACCCGAGUCAAAGUUCGUCUUUUCGACGAUACGUACAACUACGCAUUUGAUGAAGUGAUCGACUAGAUCUAUUCGUGAGGGAAAUAUUCUCGUGUCUCCAAAUAUUACAAAUGAUCGCAAAAUGGUGGCCAAGUCUCUACUGAUAUUACUGCCGAUAUUCCUUUCCUACGUGUGUGUGCUAGGGUUUCCUAAAGAGGUUCAGAUAGUGGGGCUGUUUGAUCAAGAUGAAGACAUCGAAACGAUGUUCGAAAUGUCAGUACAUGCGGUGAACCAAGACAGGUUCAAUAAGAGCAAAAAAUUUUCGACCACAUACUUGUUAGCGGUUGCGGAAGCUAUUACAAUGGAUCUGCACGAAACAUCAAAGACAGUAUGCGAACUGCUAGAUGCAGGAAUAGUAGGUGUUUUUGGACCCCAGGAAAAAGUGACCGCUGAGUACGUGCAAAGCAUAUGCAAUGCAAUAGAAGUGCCAUACAUCUCUGUGCGACAGGAUCUUGACCAAUCCUUUCAAGCGCGCGGGUUAAAUCUAAAUCUGUAUCCGCACGUGAAUUCGUUAUCACGAAUUUAUAAUCAACUCGUCAUAGAGUUCAAAUGGAAAUCUUUUGCAAUACUGUAUGAAAACAAUGACAGUCUGAUUCGCAUGCGUCUUCUGAUGAAGCGAUGGGACUCACGCGGCUACUCUGCAUACAUGUACUAUUUAGGCAACGGACCAAAUUAUAGGCGAAGUAUGCAAGAAAUCAAAACAUCGAACAUUGAGAAUAUUAUCAUCGACUGCUCGUCCGAGAUUCUCAGCGAGGUUCUCAUGCAGGCUCAACAAGUUGGGAUUUUAUCCGAAAAGUACAAAGUGAUUGUAACUUCUUUGGAUCUGCAAACUCUGGAUUUAGAACCAUAUCAAUACUCUGGCGUCAAUUUUACUGGCGUGCGCCUGAUUGACCCUGAAGAUCCAAUAGUGCGAGAAACCUUCGACAGGCAUAAAUGGAAUCUAAACGAUUCUUCGCAGCUACGAGUUGAACCUGCGCUCAUGUACGACGCGGUACAACUAUUUGCAAAAGCUUUUAAACAAUUGAAAGACGCUAUAAAGGGUGACGUCAAAGCAUUAAAAUGCGAUGAUAGCAGUAGGUGGGAACACGGAUUGAGUUUAAGUAACUUUAUGAGAUCGACCGAAACGAGAGGUUUGACGGGCCUUGUUAAAUUUGAUAGGGAUGGUUUCCGUAGUAACAUAGACUUGGAUAUCAUACAUUUGACUGAAGAUGGUCUGAAAAAAAUUGGUCAAUGGAAUAGUUCAGCGGGAGAAAGCAUCGAUUGGUUACCAGAAAAUACUCUUAACAAAUUAGAUAAUAAAAUGAGCAUACAAAACAAGACAUUCAUAGUUUUAAUUACGACAGGGACACCGCCAUAUGGCAUGGAAAAAGAAUCUACGAUUCAGUUGAGCGGCAACGAUCGUUACGAAGGUUUCACAAUUGAUAUAAUACAAGAAAUUAGUGAAAUACUUGGCUUUAACUAUACUUUCCAAGUUGAAAGCGGAGCUGGAAAAAAAGAAGGUGGAAAGUGGAACGGUAUGCUUGGAAAAAUUAUGGCUGAUGAAGCAGAUUUGGCCAUUACGGAUCUUACGAUUACAAAGGAACGAGUAGAGGACUUCGAUUUCUCAAAUCCAAUAUUAAAUUUAGGAAUAAGCAUACUAUUUAAAAAGCCUACGAAAGCGCCACCGAGUCUAUUUUCAUUUUUAUUGCCGUUUUCAACUGAUGUCUGGAUCUAUUUAAUUGGUGCUUACGUGAUUGUAUCAGUGUUAAUGUUCAUAAUUGGUAGACUGUGCCCUGCAGAAUGGAACAAUCCUUACCCAUGCAUUGAAGAAGCCGAAGAACUUGAAAAUCAGUUUACAUUAAAAAAUGCAUUUUGGUUUUCGAUAGGUAGUAUUAUGCAGCAAGGUAGUGAGAUAGCUCCUAUAGGCAUUUCCACAAGAAUGAUUGCAAGUUGCUGGUGGUUUUUUACUUUAAUCAUGGUAUCAAGUUAUACAGCUAAUCUAGCGGCGUUUCUAACUGUAGAAACUAUAGUUCGGCCCUUUAACAAUGUUGAGGAAUUAGCAAACAGCAAAAAUAUAAAAUACGGAGCUAAAACACCAGGAGCAACGCUAAGAUUUUUCGAAGAUUUUGUUAAUUUCAAGGAAAGCAGUUAUCCAAUAUACCAGAAAAUGUACCAAUACAUGAAUACACAUGACGUACUAGUAACAGAAUCUAACGACGGUAUAGCCAGAGUGGCAAGCGAGGACAACUAUGCUUUUCUGAUGGAAUCUGUUUCAAUCGAAUAUGAGGUCGAACGAAACUGCAAUAUUACACAAGUGGGAGGCCUGCUAGACGAAAAAGGUUAUGGAAUAGGAAUGAAGAAAAACUCGCCAUAUUUACACGAUAUAAAUACAGCUCUUUUAAAACUAUCAGAAGGAGGCAAAAUCCAGGAAAUCAAGAAAAAAUGGUGGACACAAAAAAGAGGCGGAGGCAAAUGUCAGGAAAAUGCAGGUUCCGGUGGAGCAGAUCCGCUAGAUCUCGAUAAUGUGGGUGGUGUAUUCUUGGUGCUUGCCGUAGGUGUCGCCUUAUCCUGCGUGUAUACUAUACUCGAAUUAUUUUGGGAUGUUUUCCAAAAAUCCACUAAAGAAAAUGUGUCUUUCAAACAGGAAUUAAUAAACGAAGUGAAAUUUAUUCUAAAAUUCAGUGACUCUAAACCAUUACAAAAAAAUGGACUAUCCAGCAAAAGUGAAAAUGGCAGUACAAGGGAAUGUACUCCUCCGUAUGGUUUUAUGCCAAAAGUAAUAAGAACGUCACCAAAUGACAACUAAUAAUGGAAUAAGCCUUAAAUAAUGAUAUUUAUUAUUAAUACAAAUUUCUUACUUUGUAAUGCACAACAACUCUGGAUAUUGAAUUAAAUCGUUAAAAUAACAUAAAUUGCAUCAAAAAUAUUUUAAAGCACUUGUGUGUAUUUCAUAAAAUAAUAAUGAGAAAUAUAUAAUAUUUAAUAUUGUUUUCAACAAAUUUACUUUAAAAUUGUACCCAAUGCGGCCUAAUAUGGUCUACUUGUUUUUAAGUAGUUACAUGAUGAACAAAUAACGCUAAUGUCUUACAGGCUGUCAACGUGACUUGUUUGCAACAAUUAAUUGUUCAAUUUGUGUAUUGCUAAGAGUGAAGUCAAAAGUAAAAUAAAAUUUUUGUGAUUAUUUUUAUCAUGGUCUAA